GAUUUACUAUUGUCUCUGGCAGCCGCCGCGGGAGCCCGGGAGGGGGGCGGAGGCGAGGGGAGGCGGCGGCCAGCGCACCAUUCGCUCCACCUGAUCUCCGGGCGCUGUGCGCUGAGGAAGGCGCGGGCGAGCAGGACCCGAAAAAGGAGGGAGGGACGCGGCUGCUCAGCCACCGCCGCCACCAUGUCCUACCAAGGCAAGAAGAACAUCCCGCGGAUCACGAGUGACCGUCUUCUUAUCAAGGGAGGCAGAAUCGUCAACGAUGAUCAGUCCUUUUAUGCUGACAUUUACAUGGAAGAUGGCUUAAUAAAGCAAAUUGGAGACAAUCUGAUUGUCCCUGGAGGCGUGAAGACCAUCGAGGCCAACGGGAAGAUGGUGAUCCCCGGAGGCAUCGAUGUCCACACUCACUUCCAGAUGCCCUACAAGGGGAUGACCACCGUGGAUGACUUCUUCCAAGGGACAAAGGCCGCCUUGGCUGGCGGCACCACCAUGAUCAUUGACCACGUGGUGCCCGAGCCUGAGUCCAGCCUGACAGAGGCCUAUGAGAAGUGGCGAGAGUGGGCCGAUGGGAAGAGCUGUUGUGACUAUGCCUUGCAUGUGGACAUCACCCACUGGAACGACAGUGUGAAGCAGGAGGUCCAGAACCUCAUCAAGGACAAAGGGGUUAACUCCUUCAUGGUUUACAUGGCCUAUAAGGAUUUGUAUCAAGUGUCCAACACAGAGCUCUACGAGAUCUUCACCUGCCUGGGAGAGCUGGGAGCCAUCGCUCAAGUUCAUGCUGAGAACGGGGAUAUCAUCGCUCAGGAGCAGUCCCGGAUGUUGGAAAUGGGAAUAACUGGCCCAGAAGGCCACGUGCUGAGCAGACCAGAGGAGCUGGAAGCAGAGGCUGUGUUCCGUGCCAUCACCAUCGCCAGCCAAACCAACUGCCCUCUCUACGUCACAAAGGUCAUGAGCAAGAGUGCAGCUGACCUCAUCUCACAAGCCAGGAAAAAAGGAAAUGUGGUCUUUGGUGAGCCCAUCACUGCCAGCCUCGGCACAGAUGGGACCCAUUACUGGAGCAAGAACUGGGCCAAGGCGGCCGCCUUUGUGACAUCCCCACCUCUGAGUCCCGACCCGACCACUCCUGACUACAUCAACUCCUUGCUGGCCAGCGGGGACCUGCAGCUCUCUGGCAGUGCCCACUGCACCUUCAGCACCGCCCAGAAAGCGAUCGGGAAGGAUAACUUCACAGCCAUCCCUGAGGGUACCAAUGGGGUGGAGGAGCGGAUGUCUGUCAUCUGGGACAAGGCGGUGGCCACAGGGAAAAUGGAUGAAAACCAGUUUGUGGCCGUGACAAGCACAAAUGCUGCAAAGAUCUUCAAUCUGUAUCCCCGCAAGGGAAGAAUAUCUGUGGGCUCCGACAGCGACCUGGUGAUCUGGGACCCGGACGCCGUGAAGAUUGUCUCUGCCAAGAACCACCAGUCGGCUGCAGAGUACAAUAUCUUUGAAGGGAUGGAGCUGCGUGGGGCGCCUCUGGUGGUCAUCUGCCAGGGCAAGAUCAUGCUGGAAGACGGCAACCUGCACGUGACCCAGGGGGCCGGCCGCUUCAUCCCCUGCAGCCCCUUCUCCGACUACGUGUACAAGCGCAUCAAAGCCCGGAGGAAGAUGGCGGACCUGCACGCGGUCCCGCGGGGCAUGUAUGAUGGGCCAGUGUUUGACCUGACCACCACGCCCAAGGGGGGCACCCCCGCGGGCUCCACCCGGGGCUCUCCCACUCGGCCGAACCCGCCCGUGAGGAACCUGCACCAGUCGGGAUUUAGCCUGUCGGGCACCCAAGUGGACGAAGGGGUCCGCUCAGCCAGCAAACGCAUCGUGGCGCCCCCUGGAGGCCGUUCUAACAUCACAUCCCUGAGUUAAGCAACCCCUCCCCAAAGAGAGGGGCAGAAGCAAGAAGAGAUUUUUUGAAGCCAAAAUGGUACACCGAUAUUUAAGAAGGAAAGCGAAUCCAAACAGUUACGAUCUAAAGAAUCAAUAAGCCUCAAGCCUUAUGUUUCUCCAAUGUUACGCUCGCUUGCCUAGCUUUACGAAUAUUGCUUUGUUUUCUGUUUAUGCCUAGCCUCCCCCAUUUCCAUGCAUGCAAUCAGACAGGCCACUAAGGUAAAGAGUCUGCUAUAUAGUGUUGAGAGCGUGUGUAGUGCUGCAUCUUAAGACAAGGGGACACACAAAGCUGGAUGUCAAGGAAAAUGAGCAGAAGGGACACAGUUAUUGGGGUGAGUGGGUGGUG
This is a messenger RNA of Pteronotus mesoamericanus, 2263 nucleotides long. It is a transcript of the gene DPYSL3, whose product is annotated as dihydropyrimidinase like 3. The coding region runs from base 184 to 1896 and encodes 570 amino acids. The record is from RefSeq and is a predicted model, not a curated record. Gene Ontology annotation, biological process: actin crosslink formation. Gene Ontology annotation, cellular component: cytoplasm. Lineage: Eukaryota; Metazoa; Chordata; Mammalia; Chiroptera; Mormoopidae. Gene Ontology annotation, molecular function: hydrolase activity, acting on carbon-nitrogen (but not peptide) bonds. The transcript is spliced from 14 exons.